Monoraphidium neglectum is the source of this 513-nucleotide messenger RNA. RefSeq lists its product as hypothetical. Lineage: Eukaryota; Viridiplantae; Chlorophyta; Chlorophyceae; Sphaeropleales; Selenastraceae. Gene Ontology annotation, molecular function: mRNA binding; protein binding. The coding region runs from base 1 to 513 and encodes 170 amino acids. The transcript is spliced from 3 exons. The record is from RefSeq and is a predicted model, not a curated record.
AUGCCCCCCUCAGGGCCACGCUCGAUAUCGUUGACUGUUAUAGCGGGGGAGACCAAUAUCGGUGAAUGUCUCACUAAGCCGGGAGCCACGCUGCUCAAGAUCGGUCGUGUGAAGACGGGCAACACCUUCGCCGUGAAGACGGCUUCGGUCUCUUCUAAGCACGCAGAGCUUGUGUGGGACGAUAGCGAAGCGGCGGCGGGCGGGACGUGGUUUCUCGUGGACAUCGGCAGCAGCAACGGGACGCAAAUCAAUGGGAACAGCAAGCUCCUGGAGGGUCAGCGGUAUCCGCUGCGCGACCAGGAUAUUAUCCAGUUGGGGCCCGACACGCAGCUGCAGGUCGCAAUUGAGGCGGCGGCGCACGACGCCGCGGGGCUGACGGUGGAGCAGAAGCUCACAGCAGACGCGCAGCGCAUCGCGGCCAGCAUACAGGCGGCAGCGACCGCCAUGGCGAGCCAGAUUCGAGACGAGUGGCGAACCCAGCGGCAGGAGCUUGAGGCACUCCUCAUAUGCUGA